AUGUCUGACACACAAGAAAUUCAUAAUUACCCCUUUGACUCAAUUAUUAAUUUUAAAAAAUCAGGACAUAGUUUUUCAUAUAAAAUUAUAAAAGAAGGAACGUAUCCUAAUAAAUCUUUAUUAGCGUACACUCUUCCUCCUAAUAAAUAUCGAAUCCCUGAUGAUUAUAUGGUAGAAACAACUUGGGGUAGAAGUAAUAAUCGAUGUGUUGUUCAGUGUUUUAUUAAUUACAUUGAUAAUAAACCAGUUUUUCAAAUCUGGUUUGGAAAGUGUUUUGAACAUGUAGUAUCUUCAGUUAGAAGUGCGACGGAUGUUACAAAUUUAUUUCAUAAAGAAUAUACAUCUUUAAAAAAAACAAAAACAUCAGGAAUUUAUUUGUUUGGUCUUCAUCUCAAAACAUUAGAAAUGGCAAGAGAAGGCAAGCGACGUGCACAUAUAUUAAAACCAAUUGACCAAUGUGGAAAUUCCACCCUUACAAAACGUGCUAUGAGUAUUGGAAAACAUAUAUUAGCUGAAUUCAACGAAAAAACACAGAAGCUAUAUAAUUUGGAAGACAUACCAGCAUUGGAAAGUAUAUGUUAUUCUGUUAAUAAAAAACAUACUUUUAAUAUCAGUUACAAGAAUGAAGAUAAAACUAAAAAAAAACAAAAACUUGAAUCAAUAGUUAGAGCAUUAGAUGAAGGCAAUAUUCCAAGAGAUUCUUAUAGACGUCUAUGUGCUAUAGAAUAUAACCUACCACGUGAAGGAGAAAUAUCUAAAGAACGUAUAAAUAUAAAUGAAAUAAUGGUCCAGCUCAUACCAAUAACAAUAGUAGAUAUAAAUACUAAAAGUCAAGUGGAUGAAUCCGAAGGAGUAGAUAUAGAUGAUGAAUCUAUAACACAAGAAGUAAUUAAUGCAGUUGGUAAAGAUGGCUAUAGAAAUAUUAAUAAUAUAUUGUAUUAUUUGGUUCCUAACCUUGUUCAAAAAGGCAUCUUGAAUCCAGAUCAGCCCAUAAUUAAUCUUCAAAUCUCUGGAGAUGGGAGAAACGUAGGAAGGAAAGUAAAACAUGUAAUCAUCACAGUGGCUAUUUUAGAUGAUAAAAAUACUUCACACAAACCAGAUCAUCAUUAUACGACCAUACUCUAUCCUGGAUGUGAAGAUUACAACUCUCUAUCAAAUGCAAUGACCCAAUUCUGCCAUGAUCUAAGAAAUUUAAAAGAAGGACUGGUAAUUGAUAAUGUAAAGUGGAAUUUUCAAUUUUAUUUUUCGUCUGACUGGAAGUUCUUAGCAAUCUGUUUGGGUUUUAAUAGCGCUCAUAGUAAAAAUUUCUGCCCUUGGUGUACAAUUGAUAAAUCACAACAAGGAGAUCUAUCAAAAGAAUGGAAGAUUAAUAAAGAAAUAGAUAAGUUAGUUGAACAAAAUAAUUACUAUAAAGGACAUAUAAGAAAACCACUUUUUGAUAUGAUACCUCUUAAUCACUGGGUUCCUGAUGAAUUGCACAUUAUGCUUAGAAUUACUGAUCGUUUAUGGAGUCUUGUGAUAGCAGAAUUAACAGAAUAUGGUUUGUUUAAUGAUACUGCACGAAAGAUAAUUGUAGAGGAAAUGAAAAGAAUUAAAGUUAAGUUUCAAUUCUGGCAAAUUCAAGAAUCUAAAACUUGGAGCUACACAUCAUUAAUGGGAAAUGAUAAGAUCAAAGACCAAAAAACAAAUGCUGAAGAAUUUCAAAAUGAUGCAAAGAAUUGGCUUACUUUAUUCUUAACGCCAUCUGAAGGUAUUCCAAAUACUCAAGGAUUCAAAAAAGGUCUUUAUAAACCUAAUGAUAUGACACCUUACAUUCAUGUGUUAGUCCAUCACGUUUCUGAAUUUAUGACAAUUCAUCAAAAAUGGGGAUUAAAGUCAUUUUCAUGUAGUGCAGUGGAAAAAAAAAAUCAUCAGCAAGUUUCUUAUUUUUUUCGUAAAACAAUGAAAGAUGGAGGUAGAAAAUCCAAGUCAUCAGCAAUUAUUGAGAUCUUAGAACAUGAAAAUCGAUCUCUUUUUUACAAUUACCAUAAUGUUUCCUUAAACUCUCAAAAACCUAAUAAAAUUCAUAUUAAAGCUGAAAAUAAUUAG
Rhizophagus irregularis DAOM 181602=DAOM 197198 is the source of this 2088-nucleotide messenger RNA. RefSeq lists its product as uncharacterized. Lineage: Eukaryota; Fungi; Glomeromycota; Glomeromycetes; Glomerales; Glomeraceae. The record is from RefSeq and is a predicted model, not a curated record.